Molecule: messenger RNA, 4678 nt
Organism: Cheilinus undulatus (humphead wrasse)
Lineage: Eukaryota; Metazoa; Chordata; Actinopteri; Labriformes; Labridae
Product: inhibitor of nuclear factor kappa-B kinase subunit alpha-like
Exons: 22
Coding region: 121-2409 (762 amino acids)
Biological process (GO): tumor necrosis factor-mediated signaling pathway; peptidyl-serine phosphorylation; positive regulation of transcription by RNA polymerase II
Cellular component (GO): cytoplasm; IkappaB kinase complex
Molecular function (GO): IkappaB kinase activity; ATP binding
Source: RefSeq, a predicted model, not a curated record
GGGAAAGUACACAUUCUCACGGUGCUGCAUUGACCCGAAAACAACAAGACAGACAGCUACACAUUUCUACCAAGAACGGCCCAUGUCACUUUCAUAGAACCAAGACCUUGCGUUACAACAAUGGAGAAACCUCCCUUCAGGCAGAACCAGAACUGCGGAGACUGGGAGCUGAAAGAGAGGCUGGGCAUGGGCGGGUUUGCUCAUGUUUACCUCUAUCAACAUCAUGAAACAAAUGAGAAACUAGCUGUGAAAAUGUGCCGUCUGGAACUCACACCAAGAAAUAAGGACAGAUGGAGCAGAGAAAUCCAGAUCAUGAAAAAGUUGAAUCACAUUAAUGUCGUGACAGCCCGAGAGGUCCCUGAUGAAAUAGAGCACAUAGCCCUGAACGACCUUCCAUUGUUGGCCAUGGAGUACUGCUCAAGGGGAGACCUAAGGAAGAUGCUGAGCAAACCUGAAAACUGCUGCGGUCUGAAGGAGAGUGAAGUGCUCUCAUUACUCAAUGAUGUUGGAUCCGGUAUCCAGUAUCUGCACGAAAACAAGAUCAUACACAGAGACCUUAAACCUGAAAAUAUAGUGCUUCAAGAUAUCAACGGGAAGUUGGUUCAUAAAAUCAUUGACCUGGGCUACGCUAAAGACCUGGACCAGGGCAGUCUGUGCACCUCCUUUGUUGGCACGCUGCAGUAUCUGGCGCCUGAGCUCUUUGAAAAUAAACCAUACACCGUCACUGUGGACUACUGGAGCUUUGGCACCAUGAUUUUUGAAUGCAGUUGUGGUUUUCGUCCUUUUCUGCACAACCUUCAGCCUGUGCAAUGGGCCAGCAAAGUGAGGAAUAAAGGUCCAAAAGACAUCAUGGCAGUGGAGGACCUGAAUGGAGAAGUCAAAUUUUCCACACACCUCCCCUACCCAAACAACCUCAGCAGGACUCUGUUGGAGCCGAUGGAGGCUCUGCUGCAGCUGAUGUUGAAGUGGGAUCCGGUGCAGAGAGGAGGAAAACAGAAUCCUGAUACAAAGAAACCCAUGUGCUUUGAAGUUCUGGAGCAGAUUCUGAGUAUGAAGGUGGUCCACAUCCUGAACAUGACCACGGCUCAGGUCCACUCCUUUCAGCUGACACCCGACGAAAGUCUCCACAGUCUGCAGAAACGCAUCGAGGCUGAGACAAAGAUCGAGGUGGUGAAUCAGGAGCUGCUGCAGGAGACGGGAGUGUCUCUGGAUCCUAGGAAGGCCGCAGCACAGUGUGUCCUCGAUGGAGUGAGAGGCUGGGACAGCUACAUCGUCUACCUGUUUGACAAAAGCAUCACAAAGUACUCCGGGCCGUUCAGCGCCAGACAACUGCCAGAUAAAGUCAACACUAUUGUCCAAGAAGCAAAGACUCAGCUCCCCCUGGUUGUGUUGAAGAAAGUUUGGGGUGAAGCAGUGAGCUACAUCUGCGGCCUGAAGGAGGACUACAGCAGGCUUUUUCAAGGACAGAGGGCUGCUAUGUUGAGUCUCCUGCGCUACAACACCAACCUGACCAGGUGUAAGAACAGCAUGUUCGGCUUCUCUCAGCAGCUGAAGGCGAAGCUGGACUUCUUCAGGAGCAGCAUCCAGUACGACCUGGAGAAGUACAGCGAUCAGAUGCACUACGGCAUAUCCUCAGAGAAGAUGCUGAAAGCCUGGCAGGAGAACGAGGAGCGGGCUGCUGCUUUUGCACAGGUGGCAGAGGUGAGCCAUCUGGAUGAUGAGAUCAUGGCUCUGCACUCAGAGAUCGUGGAGCUUCAGAGGAGUCCGUACGCUCGGCGCCAAGGAGACAAAAUGGAACAGCUAGAAGAAAAGGCAAUUGAGCUUUAUAAGCAGAUGAAGAUGAAAUGCAAAACACCAGAGACAGACAUGAGCAGUGACAGCUCUGAGAUGGUGAAGGCGAUCAUUCAGACCGUCCAGAACCAAGACAAGGUGCUCAGAGACCUCUACACGCACCUCAGUAAAAUCCUGAUCAGCAAACAAAAGAUCAUCGACUUGUUUCCUCGCAUUGAGAAAACUCUGGAAAGCAUCAAAGAUGCCGACAACACGGUGAUGCAGAUGCAGGUCAAGAGGCAGAGAGAGUUCUGGCAUCUACUCAAGAUCGCCUGUGCUCAAAACUCAUCAAGGAACUCGAUAGCAGCGAGUCCCGAGUCAUCCAACCUGCUGCACGUCUCUCAGUGGUCACAGUCAGCACAACCAGUCAGCUCGCCACAUCCACUCACAUCCCUACCUGGGCCGAACGACAGUGAUGCUGCACCACGUCUGCUGCAGGAGAACCAGAAGUACCUCAGUCAGCUGACCAGCCUGAUGCAGGAGGCGGCAGACGAACAGAACAAGAGCAUAGUGGACCAAGACUGGAGCUGGACAAAAUAUGAAACUUUAACAACAAAAUUAAAAAAGAGAAAUGCGUAAAGCAGGCCGUGUCCUCCAUCCCUGCCUGUGCUCCGAGUAACACUAAAGACUGUGAGAUGUUGAAACUCUGCAGAGCGACGUCAGACAUUGUACAGUUGUACAUGGACUCGAGAUAUUCGAUCAAGCGAUCGAGAUAUAACUCCUGAUCUACGGAACAAAUAAAAGAAAAAGAUGAGGCUCGCACAUGCUCAGUUGUGUACACUCCUGUCGUCUAACAUGGUGGAAAUAUUCUUAUUUAAAUGAGAAAACAUGAAGCCGUGUCACUCCAUGUUUUUCCUUCCUGCUGUGUCAUUAUUCAUCACAUUUACUUAUCAAAACAGAGCAAACUGUAGCACCAGAUUUUAAGGUUUGAGGAUGAUUUAUGACAUCGGAGAGUAUCGGACAGAAACAUGGGAGCUUGUUUUAACUUGUGACAUUAAAGGAAAACACAGGAUGUGGUCGGGGUGGGGGCAGGGGGGUCAAGGAGGAAAUUACAAUCAAGCAAACAGCACUUUGAUACUCCCAUGUAUCCUCUGAAAACGUUCCAGGCUGCCAAAACUGUCGCAGGAUUUACAGACGAGACAAAAACUGUUAUUUUCACACAUGAUCAGUUCAUAUAUGUCGAUAUAUUUAAAGUCUGGGGUUUGAUUCUGUGUAAAUGUUGUAAUGAUUUCAGUUUUUUCUAAAUAAAGUGUUAUAAAUCACAGGCAGAGAGCUCUUUUGUUAUGUGUGACAGAUGUGGCUGGCCAUCAUGUUAAUAUAAAGUCUGUAAUGUACUUUUUACAUGUCUACAGAGGGGUUUGUUUUGUUUAGGUGAGCAGAAUGUUUCACAGGUUCAUCUGCUGCAUUCAUGUCAUAUGGGCCCAUCCCCCUAAGCUCUCUCUGACAGAUAUUUAACAAGCUGCCCAAGGUAUCGUUGAUCAUAAAAGUUUUUUUUUAACUGCAACUUUUGGCUGCAGUUAGCACCGAUGUCUGAUUGUAAAAGAACAGAAAUACUGAGUUGAAACGAUGACACCCUGAGCUAACUUUACAAAGCUGUAGUUGCCCUUAUCAUUAGCGAUGCUAAUAGCAUUUAACCGCAUUGCUACCUCUGUUUACUAAUCUACAGCCACUCAGCUUUAGGCUUCUUUUCACUCAAAAGGGGUACAAAGUCAGGACAGAACGUGUUGUGAUGUAGGAAUGCUCUUUUCAAUUAUGUAGUGGUAAGAAAUGUGAUUUACGCGCGGUGUUGGAGGGGUAAUUUAUCCUAAGGGCCGAGUUGUGCCAUGAAGAUCAAGCUGAAGGCCGGAACAUCCACAAGUUUUCCUAAAACAAGUUAUUGUAGAUGUUGUUAUUGCUUUGAUUGCUGUUAUUUUAUCAUUACAAUGUGCUGGAAGAUGGUGUGGUAUUUAAACGUUCUCAACUCCUGUAUAAAGUUCACACAAGAAAUGAGAAUUGAAUCAAAAAACUGGUGCAGAAGUUGUUCAAAACUAAAAUAAAGUGGGAAAACAUCACAAUCAUAUGAUUUAACUCUAGCAUAAUAAGUUAAAAUUAUGACUAGACUGUGUGGGCAGGAUAUUAAGUACAGGUGGGCCGGAGCUGGUCCACAGGUCAUCAACUCAGGAUCACUGUCAAAUAAAGUAAAAAAAACGGAAAAAAAAAAAAAAAGGCAAUGAUAAAUUGUUGUAAACCGUAAACUGGUAAACAGUUGUAGACAAACAAAGCACAGAGUUGAGAGUCCUCAACGACUGGUCACAGGUUAUUAUCCUGAUCCUGGUGCUCUUUCUCCCUGUGUUUCCUGUCAAUCUCAGCAAUCCUGUCUAGUAACAGUGAAAACCGAAAGGAUAAUCCUCAGUAAAGAUUGUCCCCAAGGUCGCAAUUAAUACCAUGUUUUCACCCCAAACUGUAAAAAUAUAUUGAUUUAUUCUCAUUGCACAUGUAAGUUAAAUUUGCACAAAUACUUCCAUGCCUGUAAAGCCUUAAAAUGAUUUCCACUUUAAGAAUUUUUGCUUUUAAAACCCCAAAUUACGAGUUUGAAUAAAAGCUUGUGGGUGGAAAUGGCCUAAAUCAGGGGUGUCAAACUCAAGGCCCAGGGCCAAAUCCGGCCUGCAAGAUCAUAUCAUAUUUCUAUUGUAAUUGGCUCGCUGGUAUGAGGUCUGCAGAUUUACUGCAGUAUAAACAUGUGAUAUUACCCUUUAAGGGGGGAAAAGUAAAGAGUAAAAAUAUCUACAUAAAAAGUCAGGAAUAUGGAAAAGAAAUCAAUUUAAAUUCAUUUCAUAUUUUCAAUUUUGUAUCUCACAAUCAAAUUUAU